Cryptomeria japonica (Japanese cedar) is the source of this 2294-nucleotide messenger RNA. RefSeq names its product T-complex protein 1 subunit theta. Gene Ontology annotation, cellular component: chaperonin-containing T-complex. The record is from RefSeq and is a predicted model, not a curated record. The transcript has 13 exons. Gene Ontology annotation, biological process: protein folding. NCBI's taxonomy places the organism in Eukaryota, Viridiplantae, Streptophyta, Pinopsida, Cupressales, Cupressaceae. Gene Ontology annotation, molecular function: ATP-dependent protein folding chaperone; ATP binding; ATP hydrolysis activity. The coding region runs from base 264 to 1898 and encodes 544 amino acids.
UAGCAAUAAUAUUGCUCAUUUGCAUUUUAGGGUGGCUUUUAUUUCAGACAAUCCAAUAUAUUCUAGAAAUUUAACAAUUCCCCGCCUUCUCUACUUGUUACUCACAUUGAAUCUGCAUUGUUCAUCGCCCAAGUUUCUAAACGUAUUUUGUGAAAAUAAAUCGGCUGCACAGAUCUGAAGCGGCAACAAUUAGGGUUUAAGGAAAGCUAAACUCUGCAUUUAGCGAUUGUUGAAGGGAAAAAGCUCAUUGGGGUUUAGCAAAAAUGGUGUAUCAAAUGCAGUCUCAGGGAGUGCAGUCGAUGCUGAAGGAGGGACACAAGCUCCUCUCUGGCCUUGACGAAGCCGUGCUAAAAAAUAUUGAUGCCUGUAAACAGCUCUCCGUUAUCACUCGCACUUCGCUUGGUCCAAAUGGUAUGAAUAAAAUGGUCAUUAAUCACCUGGACAAGCUUUUUGUGACAAAUGAUGCGGCUACUAUAGUUAAAGAACUUGAGGUGCAGCAUCCUGCAGCAAAGCUCCUAGUGCUGGCAGCUACAGCUCAACAGGAAGAGAUUGGAGAUGGUGCCAAUUUGACAAUAUCAUUUGCAGGAGAGCUUCUUCAAGGAGCUGAAGAGCUCAUUAGAAUGGGAUUGCAUCCAAGUGAGAUAAUCAGUGGCUACACAAAAGCCAUAAACAAGGCGAUUGAGCUUUUAGAUGAAUUGGUAGAACAAGGUUCAGAAAAGAUGGAUGUUAAGAAUAAAGAGCAAGUAACCCUCAGAAUGAAAGCUCCUGUUGCCAGUAAACAGUUUGGACAAGAAAGCAUUUUGUGUUCCCUUGUUGCAGAUGCUUGUAUUCAAGUUUGCCCCAAGAAUCCAGUGAAUUUUAAUGUGGAUAAUGUGCGAGUUUCUAAACUGCUGGGGGGAGGACUGCAUGACUGCACUGUUGUUCAGGGUAUGGUACUGAAAAAUGAUGCUGUUGGAACCAUCAAGCAUGUGGAGAGAGUCAAGAUUGCAGUGUUUGGUGGAGGUGUGGAUACAUCAGCUACAGAAACUAAGGGUACUGUCCUGAUUCAGAGUGCUGAACAGCUAGAGAAUUAUGCAAAAACAGAGGAGGCAAAAGUAGAAGAACUGAUCAAGAGUGUCGUUGAUUCUGGUGCCAAAGUCAUUGUGAGUGGAGGAUCAGUUGGCGAGAUGGCAUUGCAUUUUUGUGAACGCUACAAGCUUAUGGUGUUGAAAAUAAUCUCAAAAUUUGAAUUGCGCCGAUUCUGUCGUACAACUGGUGCUGUGUCAUUGGUGAAGCUUGGCCAGCCAGGCCCAGAUGAGCUGGGAUUUGCUGAUUUAAUAUCAGUAGAAGAAAUUGGUGGUACCAGAGUAACUGUUGUGAAAAAUGAACAAGGUGGAAACUUGGUGUCAACAGUAGUAUUGCGUGGAAGUACAGAUAGUAUACUGGAUGAUCUUGAGAGAGCAGUUGAUGAUGGUGUGAAUAGCUACAAGGCUAUGUGCAGGGAUAGUCGUAUUCUUCCUGGCGCUGGUGCAACUGAGAUUGAGUUAGCUAGAAGAUUGAAGGAGUUUGCAUACAAAGAGACAGGAUUGGAUCAGUAUGCAAUUGGAAAGUUUGCUGAGAGCUUUGAGAUGGUUCCAAGGACUCUAGCUGAGAAUGCUGGAUUAAAUGCAACUGAGAUUAUCUCCUCACUUUAUGCAGAACAUGCUGCUGGCAAUAUCAAUGUUGGAAUUGAUUUAGAGCAGGGAGCAUGUAGGGAUAUGACAAAUGAGGGUGUCUGGGAUCUCUUUCUUACAAAGUUUUUUGCUUUGAAGUACUCAGCUGAUGCAGCUUGCACGGUUCUCCGUGUGGAUCAGAUCAUCAUGGCAAAACAAGCAGGUGGUCCAAAGAUGGAUAAAUCAGCACCUGCAGAUGAGGAUUGAGUUUUUAUGUAAAGUUUCUACCAGGGACUAUGUUAUUGUUUGGACUCUCCAUAUUUGAUCUGAAAUUUAAAAUCGGCCCAUCCUAUACUCUAGCAGUUUAUCUGUGAGUUACCGUGAUGAGAUAAUUUGUUUGCCCAUUGGGAAAUCCACCAGCAAUGUAUCAUUCUAUGAUGAGGCUAUAAGCUAACGUUUUGGUAACUGUGAUAAUGGAUUAUUGUACUGUUUAGCAGUCCAUAAUAUUUUUGAAGCCUGUGGUUUGUACCUCAAGGCAAUUUUGAAUAGAUUUGGGUCUUUUUAAAAAAGUUGAGAGAUAUUGUUGGUGAUGAAAAUCUUAUUUUGUUGAUCUUUGCAAUCUCUCAAUCAUAAUGUAUUUGUGCAUUACAUGCAUUCUUCCUA